AUGCAAGCCUUCCUAAAGAGUUCAGAGGGGUGUUUUCAGCUGAAGCCACACACCACGACCAUAGGCAGGGAUGAGAGAUCCAGCAUCACCCUGCAGCCCGCAGGUGCUGCAGAGCAUCAGGCAGCCCUCACCUUCAGCGCCUCAGACAACAGCUUCGUCCUUCAGGACUUCAACUCCCCCCAAGGCACUUUUGUCAACGGCUGCCAGGUCCAAAACGCUGCGGUCAGAGUGAGCCCCGGGGACACCCUGCGCUUUGGUGCUGGGGGAGCAGCCUUCGAGCUGCUGCUGGAUGGGACCGCCCGGACGUCCCAUCCCCCCGUGAAACGUCGCACAGCAUGGACUGGGCAGCUCCAGGUGGUUGCAGAGCCCAAAGCCUCAGCUCCUGCCUCUCCUCCCCACCUCCCCUCACUGCAGCAGCAGCAGCAGCAGCAUCCCCCAGGAGCAGCCACCCACAUGCCACAUCCACCCCUGCAGAAGCGCCCUGGGAGCGUGGCCACAACCAGCUGGAUGGAUGCUGUCAGCAGGACCUCUGCAGUGAGGCCAGUUUCCAGGAGCAUCUCAGGGGACAGUGUGAGUGGUGUGGGCACAGCCCCUUCCUCCAGGACUCACACCAUGGAUGUCUUCCCACAGGAGAAGGGUGAAAAGCUGCUGAGGCUGGAGAAGGAGAUCAGUCGCCUCUCAGGUUUGGAAUCAGAACCCAAGAAGAAAGCUGCAGUGGUAAGAGAACUGCAGGAUGAGAUUGCAGCAAUGGCAAAGACUCUGGCUCAGGCAGCAGCGAGGAACGAGGUUGAGCUGACCCAGAAGCUGCUCACCUUCGACAGAGAGCUGGCAGCCAAAACAGAGGAGAUUAGAGCCUUGAGGGAACAGAUCAGUGACCUGCAGAAAGGCUCAAGCCAAGUUUUCAGCCAUUCCCUCUAUGAAAGAGACCUGGAGAUAGGAAGGCUGAGUAAAGAGAGCGAGAAGUUGAAGAAGGACCAAGCUUUGGCUGCAGGUCUGGUAACCAGCCUGCAAAGGGAGAUCUGCAGGAAGGAGCAGCAAAUCCAGCAGCUCGAGGAAGGUGUUGCAAAACUGAAGAAGGAAAACAGAGAAAAGGACAGUCAGCUAGCAGUUGUUUCUGCCAAGUGUUCUAGAAUUAAAGAGGAAACGAAGCGUGAACUCGGAGAACAAGAAGUGGUGGCCUGCAGAAAUCGCAUCAGGGAGCUGGAACGUGACCUGGAGGGGCUGCAAGGAGAAGUCCAGAAGUGUUGUGCCAAGCAGCACAGCCUCCACAAGCAGCUGGCUGAAAAAGCCAAGGCUGAGGAGCAGCUGAGGGAAGGCUGUGCCAGGCAGGCUCUGCAGCUGCAGGAGAUGGGGCGCAGGGAACGCCUGCUGAGAGCUGACCUGGGCCGGGCCACCGAGCAGUUGGAGUCUUUCAGAACUCAAGUGAUACGAAUCUGUUCUCCUGAAGCAGCAGAUGCUGCAGUGAAAGCCACAACAGAGCAGCAGGUGAUGGAGAAGGUCAGACAGAUCUCCGAUGAGAACAGACAGAGUCAUGAGCGAGAGAAGUGUCUGCAGGAGGAAUUAAACCUCAGGCUCUCAAAGGAAAAGGAGUUGUCUGCAAACAUUGAGGUGCUCAAGGAAUCCCUGCAGGAGCUCCAGGCUGGCCUGAGGAGCUCCUGCAGCAGUGAGAGCCUCAGAGGGGAGCUGGGGAAGCUGGAGGCAGUGUGCCUGGAUCCCCUCAUCUCAACCAUCAGGGUGGCAGUGCUGGAAGUGGCACAUGUGCCCCUGUCCUGGCUGGAGGGCAUGGAGCAGCUCCUGGCAAGUGCAAGGAUGGACCCACGUGCCUCUGGCAAAGGGCUGUUGGCUGCUCUCAGGACAUUGUUGGAAACCAGUCAGGAAACUGCAGAGAGGAAUCAGGCAUUGCAGAUCCAGUUAGAGAGUGUCCAGGAGACACAGGCAGCUUUACAGGAGCACGUGAGGGAGCUGGAAGCACAACACGAGCGAGACCUACAGACCAGAAUAGAGCAAAUGACACUGCACAAGGACCAGGAGAGCAAAGAGCUGCUGGAGAUUGCUGUUGCCAAGGAGAAGGACAAGUGCAAGCAAUGUGUGGAGGAAGAACAGAAGAAGAACCAAGAACUGGAGAGCCAACUGAGAAGCAUGACUGAGGCAAUAGCAAGGAAGUCAGAGGAGCAGGAGGCUGCAGCCUGCAAACUGAGAGCAGCUCUGCUGAAGCUGGAGGAAGCUGCCACACGAGAGGUUGUGUUGCAGCAGCAGCUGGUCACAGGAGAUGAGCAGCUCAGGAGCAUUCAGGAGGAGCAAGAGGCAGAGAGGCAGAAACUGCAGGAAGAAAUAGCAGAAUAUAAAGAGCAAAGCAAGCAGCAUUCUCUGACAAUUGUGGCUUUGGAGGACAAGCUGCUGGAGGCCAAGAAGCAGCUGGAGAUGCUGGAGGAGGAAAAGGCAGCACUCAUGGGAAAAAUAGAAGGACUCCAGGGUGCUGCUGGCAAGUUGACAUCAGGAGCUUUGCUGGAGGUUUCUUCUGCCUCUGAGCCACACAGUUGUCAGAGAAUGCUCAGGGAGGAGCUGGCAGCAGUGCAGAGCCUGCUCCUGUCCAAGGAGGCCAUCAUCACCCAACUGACCAAGGAGCUGGUGGGAACCAGAGCCAGGAUGUCAGACAUGAGAGGUGAGCUGAGCGAGGAGCAGAAGGUGAAACUGGAGCAGAGCCUGAGCCAGCUGAAAUGUCGAGGGCAGGAGCUGACCCUGCUCAGAGAGAAGCUCUCCCAGAUGUCCAGGCUGGUGGAGAAGAAGGAUCAAGCCCUGAAAGCAGCAGCUGAAGAGUUGAGGCAAGCCCAAGCCCAGUGCCAGGCUCUGAGGGAGAGGGAUGGCUCCCAGGAAACACCACAAGAGCCGGUGGAUGCUCCUGGGAUGUCGCAGCAGGCGGGAGAAGCCUCCGAGAGGGUAAAUCCACACGAGAACUCAAAAGGUGGUUGCAGCAGCAGAUGGAGGGACUGUAGAAUGGUACAUCCUGUCCCAUGGCAGGGGCAGACAGCGUGCCAGCAUGGAAGGCUGGAUGAGUGGGGGCCAAACGGUGACUCACAGCCAGAUGACAAGCAGGAGCUAUCACCCCUCCUCUGCUGCUUCCAGGAACCAGCGUGGGACUUGGCUGACCUGGGUGCGAAAUGCCGAGGCCUCAGGCACGAGGAGACGAUCCAGCGCCAGAGGGAAGGUUUGGCUGAGCUCAGGGAGAGGGUAAAGAUGCUGGAGAAGAGGCACUCCUCAGCUGCUAUGAAGAAGGAUUCAGAGCUGCUGGGAGUCCUGACAAAAGAUUUACCAGAGAAAAUAGCCCAAAAAAUAGGUCUCAAGAAGGAACCUGCAUCUGUAUUGGGAACCAAACUGAAGGCAGAUGAGGCUCCUGUCAGGGGAUGUCACAGGGCUGGUGAUGGAGCAGUUUGCUGGGAGAUGGCAGAUGGGACAGACCUCAGGGAGAAGAUGUACCUGGAUGUCAUUGGUGCCCUGGGAAGCCUGAUGGAGGUGAAGGGGCUGUCAGGAAUGCAGAGUCUGAAGCUCCUUCCCCAAGAGGAGAGGGAAAAAGCAGGAUUGAGGAGACAGAAGGACCUGGAACUGCUGUAUGAUAAGAUUAGGAACCUCAAGAGUCGCCUGAAGAGGAAAGAGGAGAUGCUGAAAGAGUACGAGGGCAGCAUGGAGCAGCUCAGGCUGAGCCAAGCGUCCCUGCAAAGGUGCCAGGAGGAGGUGGCCAAACUAGAAGCUGAAGCCUACAGGGAGGCAGAGGAGAAGGCUCUGCUGAAAGAGGCUCUGGAGAGGAUGCAGCUCCAGCUGAACCAGGAGAAGAGGCUGCUGCGAGCAGCCAAAGUGCAGCAGCCUGGAGCCAAGAAGCCUUUCUGCUCAGGAAAGCCCAAGGCCAAAAAGCACACGGCAGCAGUUGUCAAGGCUGGAAGCCCAUAG
This is a messenger RNA of Colius striatus (speckled mousebird), 3942 nucleotides long. It is a transcript of the gene FHAD1, whose product is annotated as forkhead associated phosphopeptide binding domain 1. The record is from RefSeq and is a predicted model, not a curated record. Gene Ontology annotation, molecular function: protein binding. NCBI's taxonomy places the organism in Eukaryota, Metazoa, Chordata, Aves, Coliiformes, Coliidae.